This is a messenger RNA of Tachyglossus aculeatus (Australian echidna), 2925 nucleotides long. RefSeq names its product growth arrest specific 2 like 2 (gene GAS2L2). Gene Ontology annotation, biological process: regulation of microtubule polymerization or depolymerization; microtubule bundle formation; actin crosslink formation. Gene Ontology annotation, cellular component: actin filament; microtubule plus-end; cytoplasm. Gene Ontology annotation, molecular function: cytoskeletal adaptor activity; actin filament binding; microtubule binding. The transcript is spliced from 9 exons. The coding region runs from base 1 to 2925 and encodes 974 amino acids. Lineage: Eukaryota; Metazoa; Chordata; Mammalia; Monotremata; Tachyglossidae. The record is from RefSeq and is a predicted model, not a curated record.
AUGUGGGGGGCACCGGCGUGGGCCGGGCCGCUGCCCCCCGUGCCCCCGGCGUGGCCACGUGGGCCGCGGGCCUUCGCGUCGAGCUCCCAGUACGUGGCGGCGGUGAAGGAGGACUUGGCCGAGUGGCUGCGAGGCCUGUACCCGCUGCGCGUCGACAAAGACAACUUCCUGGACGUCCUGGCCACCGGACGGGUGCUGUGCCACCACGCCAACCACGUCACCCGGGUGGCCCGGGCCGGCCUCGCCCCCGGAACCCCGGGCCCCGGCCUCCGCCGGCCCCGCCGCGGGGUCAGCUGCAACCCGGAGGCCCGGCCGGGCACCUUCCAGGCCCGGGAUAACGUCUCCAACUUCAUCGGCUGGUGCCGGGAGGAGAUGGGCAUCCGAGAGGUGCUGAUGUUCGAGACGGAUGACCUGGUGAUGCGGAAGAACGAGAAGCAGGUGGUGCUGUGCCUCCUGGAGCUGGCAAGGCAGGGGGCACGGCUUGGGGUGGCGGCCCCCACCCUGGUGCAGAUGGAGGCGGAGAUCGAGGAAGAACUGAGGCCCCAGCCGGACCCGGACCCCCCUCCGCGCCGACCCUGCCACUUCCACAACCUGGACCAGAUAGUCCAGAAGUUGGUGAGCCGCUGCACCUGUCCCGUCCAGUUCGCCAUGGUCAAGGUGUCGGAGGGAAAAUAUCGCGUGGGGGACUCCAGCACCCUCAUCUUCAUCAGGAUCCUGCGGAGCCAUGUGAUGGUGCGCAUUGGGGGCGGCUGGGACACCCUGGACCAUUACUUAGACAAGCACGAUCCCUGCCGCUGCACCUCCCUCUCCCACAAAGCGGGGAGCCCCCAGAGCCCGCCGCCCGCGCCGGCCCAGCACGAGGUGGAAGUCCGCCGACGGCCCGGGCGUCCCGACGGACGGCAGCCACCCACGGUCACCGUCCGUCGCGCUCAGAGCCCGCCGGCCCCCGUGGCCUGGACCACCUACGCUCCCCAAGGCCUCGGCCUCCCCCCCCGCCGUGGUCGCCCCUUCCUCCCCGGACCCUCAAGGCCGUCGGCCCUCACGGGCCCGAGAAUCGCCCGGGCCCAGGACGGGCUCGCCCUCCACAAGCCGAGGUCCCAGCAGGCCCAGCCCCCCACUGACCCCGGACUCUCCCAGUCCAGGGGCUGCGGGCUGAGAGACCCCACGCCCCGGAGGCCACGGGACCCCCAGGAGGCCAUCUCACCUCGUCCCCUCUGCCCCCCGAGUCCGACCAAGCCCCCUCCCCUCCAAUCGGUCCUCCCGGAGGCCGGGCGAGGUUUCCGGGGGCAAGCGGAGGGGGCCGCAGCGCCUCUCCCCAGGGACCCCAGCCUUACCCGGUCCCCCUCCCCGGGGGCCACCAAGCCCUCCAGUAAGCCCCCCACUCCCGGGCGGCCCCCUCACCCACAGAGACCCCAAAAGCCGGUCUCGUCCCCUCGUCCCUCCUUCCCUGGGGAGGAGGAGAGCCCCCACCUCUCAGUUGCCCCGGUACUGAAGGGCAGGACCAGGCCGGGCUGUUGCCCUGGUGACCGAGGGGGCCCACCACGGCCGUUCUCCGGGUCCCUGGAGAGGGCACCUUUUGGGCGCCCGGAGGCCGAGGUCACAGCCCACGUGCGGGCCCAGGGAAUGAGGGCGGCCGAGGCCCACCCGGGGAGGGCGUCCUGCCCCCUCGGAGCCCCCGGGACCCCCCAGAGCGGUGUCCACGUGCCCGGCCCGGGGUCCCCCUACGAUCUCGUGGUCCAGGAGCUGAGCCGGGGGCUGCCCCCGCUGUUGGCCGUAGCCCGGGCCCAGGGGGAGGGCAACAGUUUGGGGAGAAACUGGGCCGGAGAGGGUGCAGUCAGCGGAGGGGUCUCCCGGGAGACUACUGUGGCCUCCUUGGAGACCCCCAGCGCUUCUACAGGGCCAGGGCCGGGGCCAGGCCCGGCUCCGGACAAGACCCGCCGGACCCUCCGCGAGCCCGAGCGCAUCCCAUCCAUCUACAAGCUGAAGCUGCGACCCCGGGGCCGGCCCCGGCGGGACCAUCGGGCCGGGAGGCCACCGUCGAGGAUCCCGACCCCGGUGGGCUUCCGCCGGGGCGGGGGGCGUGGGGCCGGAGGCCGGAGGUCGGCCGGGCCGGGCAGCGGGGCGGAUGGGGCCUCAGCCGGGGAGGCCGCCGGGCCCGACAGCAGCGGGUCCGAGCCCCCAAAUGAGGACGAGGAGGCCUGGCUGAAACUGCAGCAGAACAGAUUCAGCGGGGUGCGGGCUCAACGCACCCUCCCAGCCCCCCGGGGCAGGAAAACCAGGGGCGGGGGCGCAGGGGAAGGGAAAUCCAGCGUGAUACAUUCUGGAGGAUCUUCUGGGGCCGGGGUCACCCCAGCUGCCCCGGGGGCCUACGAAGGGCUGGGGGUGGGUGGGGGGCACGGCGAUGCCCGCAGAAGGCCGGAGGGCGCGUGUUUCUUUGUGCAUGUGCGUCUGUGCCCCGGGCUUCCGGAAUUACAGAAGUCCCGGCAUCCCGCUGGGAAAGGCCUCCUCCUAACCCACCCUCGGGUGCCCGGGUCGAGCUGGGCAGGAUCGGGCCGCCGCCGCCGCGAGGGACCGGCGGGUGGCCUGUGCUUCCGGCAGCGGGGGGGUCUGGCGGGGGUCGGGGGUCACAAGCCCUUGUGUUUCAACCACGGCGCCCGCUCUUUCCUUCCUCCGGGAGCCCCGGGGCGGGUGAGGAAAAAGGGGGAGCCUUAUCCCUGUUUCAGAGGCUCAGAGGAGGAUAGCAUCUGGGCCCAGGUCACGCGGCACAUGGGAGUGAGGAAGGGCGAGGACUUGGGAAAACCGACCCGAGAGCAAGGGAGCCGGCGGCUCUACCUAGCAGAGAAGCUGCGGGACGGAGGGAUGAGAAGAGCCCCUCGACCCAAGCUGGGGAAUAAACAGAUCGAGGGGAAAGGCCCCCUCCCCUAA